CUGUCCCUAGCCCUGGAACAGCUGCUGACGGAGUUGGAUGACUUCCUCAAGAUUCUUGACCAGGAGAACCUGAGCAGCACAGCCCUGGUGAAGAAGAGCUGCCUGGCGGAGCUCCUCCGGCUUUACACCAAAAGCAGCAGCUCUGAUGAGGAGUACAUUUAUAUGAACAAAGUGACCAUCAACCAGCAACAGAAUGCAGAGUCUCAAGGCAAAGUGCCUGAGGAGCAGGGCCUGCUGCCCAAUGGGGAGCCCAGCCAGCACUCCUCGGCCCCUCAGAAGAGCCUUCCAGACCUCCCACCACCUAAGAUGAUUCCAGAACGGAAACAGCUUGCCAUCCCAAAGACGGAGUCUCCAGAGGGCUACUAUGAAGAGGCUGAGCCAUAUGACACAUCCCUGAAUGAGGACGGAGAGGCUGUGAGCAGCUCCUACGAGUCCUACGAUGAAGAGGACGGCAGCAAGGGCAAAUCGGCCCCCUACCAGUGGCCCUCGCCGGAGGCUGGCAUCGAGCUGAUGCGCGAUGCUCGCAUCUGCGCCUUCCUGUGGCGCAAGAAGUGGCUGGGACAGUGGGCCAAGCAGCUCUGUGUCAUCAAGGACAACAGGCUUCUGUGCUACAAAUCCUCCAAGGACCACAGCCCUCAGCUGGAUGUGAACCUGCUGGGCAGCAGCGUCGUUCACAAGGAGAAGCAAGUGCGGAAGAAGGAGCACAAGCUGAAGAUCACGCCGAUGAACGCCGACGUGAUCGUGCUGGGUCUGCAGAGCAAGGACCAGGCUGAGCAGUGGCUCAGGGUCAUCCAGGAAGUGAGCGGCCUGCCUUCCGAAGGAGCAUCUGAAGGAAACCAGUACACCCCGGAUGCCCAGCGCCUUAACUGCCAGAAACCAGAUAUAGCUGAGAAGUACCUGUCAGCUUCAGAGUAUGGGAGCUCCGUGGACGGCCACCCUGAGGUCCCAGAAACCAAAGACGUCAAGAAGAAAUGUUCUGCUGGCCUCAAACUGAGCAACCUAAUGAAUCUGGGCAGGAAGAAAUCCACCUCACUGGAGCCUGUGGAGAGGUCCCUCGAGACAUCCAGUUACCUGAAUGUGCUGGUGAACAGCCAGUGGAAGUCUCGCUGGUGCUCUGUCAGGGACAAUCACCUGCACUUCUACCAGGACCGGAACCGGAGCAAGGUGGCCCAGCAACCCCUCAGCCUGGUGGGUUGUGAGGUGGUCCCAGACCCCAGCCCCGACCACCUCUACUCCUUCCGCAUCCUCCACAAGGGCGAGGAGCUGGCCAAGCUUGAGGCCAAGUCUUCCGAGGAAAUGGGCCACUGGCUGGGUCUCCUGCUCUCCGAGUCAGGCUCCAAGACAGACCCAGAAGAGUUCACCUACGACUACGUGGAUGCCGAUAGGGUUUCCUGUAUUGUGAGUGCGGCCAAAAACUCCCUCUUACUGAUGCAGAGAAAAUUCUCAGAGCCCAACACUUACAUCGAUGGCCUGCCUAGCCAGGACCGCCAGGAGGAGCUGUAUGACGACGUGGAACUGUCGGAGCUCACAGCUGCGGUAGAGCCUACCGAGGAAGCCACCCCUGUUGCGGAUGACCCAAAUGAGAGAGAAUCUGACCGAGUGUACCUGGACCUCACACCUAUCAAGUCCUUUCUGCAUGGCCCCAGCAGUGUCCAGGCCCAGGCCUCCUCCCUGACAUUGUCCCACCUGGACAAUGCAACUGAGGCCCUCCCUACAGACCCAGGCCCAGGUCCCACCCCAGAUGAGCCCUGCAUAAAGUGUCCAGAGAACCUGGGGGAACAGCAGCUGGAGAGUUUGGAGCCAGAGGAGCCUUCCCUGAGAAUCACCACCGUCAAAAUCCAGACUGAACAGCAGAGAAUCUCCUUCCCACCGAGCUGCCCCGACGCCGUGGUGGCCACCCCACCUGGCGCCAGCCCACCUGUGAAGGACAGGUUGCGUGUGACCAGUGCAGAGAUCAAGCUUGGCAAGAAUCGGACAGAAGCUGAGGUGAAGCGGUACACAGAGGAGAAGGAGAGGCUUGAAAAGAAAAAGGAAGAAAUCCGGGGGCACCUGGCUCAGCUCCGGAAAGAGAAACGGGAGCUAAAGGAAACCCUAUUGAAAUGCACAGACAAGGAAGUCCUGGCCAGCCUGGAGCAGAAGCUGAAGGAAAUGGACGAGGAGUGCCGGGGUGAGGAGAGCAGGCGUGUGGACCUGGAGCUCAGCAUCAUGGAGGUGAAGGACAACCUGAAGAAGGCUGAGGCGGGGCCUGUGACACUGGGCACCACUGUGGACACCACCCACCUGGAGAACCCCAAAGCUGUCACACCUGCCCCUGCCCCAGACUGUACCCCAGUCAACUCCGCAACCACGCUCAAGAACAGGCCUCUCUCAGUCAUGGUCACAGGCAAAGGCACUGUCCUCCAGAAAGCCAAGGAAUGGGAGAAGAAAGGAGCAAGUUAGAAAACAAGCUUCAUCUGAAGACUCUCAUGUCAAUGUGGACCUUGGUGACAAUCCUGCUUUGUUAAAGCAAAAUCUCUGCAAAAGGGUGAGUCUGUUUAGAAGAAAAAGCAAAGACUGAGGUACUGUGAAUGGCAAGCUUCAGCUAAGAGGAGGAUCUGUCCCUUUUCAGAGCUACAGGAAAUAAUACAACAAAAAGGAGGCUUCUUUGGAGACCUAAGUAUAUUGGAUGUAAACAAGACAUUGUAUUUAGGGAUGUUGUGUGUUUCUUUUUUGAAGUUGUCAUCAAUUGCUUUACUAAGAUUUUUAAAUAGUAAAAACCUCAUGUUUAGACUUUGGUGGAAGAUGAAUCAAGGAAGCAGGGCCCUGUCUUAUGGGUCACCUGGCUUUGGUGAGUGAGAAGACCUAAACUCCUGGCCAUCGUCUCUUAUCCAAUACUUAGCAGUUGGGGAUUAAACCAUCCUUGCCUUCAGUUCUCUCCAAUAUUACCAGGCCCAACUCAGUCUUCAGUGAUUUUAAAAAGCGUUGACAUC
Mandrillus leucophaeus (drill) is the source of this 2969-nucleotide messenger RNA. RefSeq names its product actin filament associated protein 1-like 2 (gene AFAP1L2). The transcript has 18 exons. Lineage: Eukaryota; Metazoa; Chordata; Mammalia; Primates; Cercopithecidae. The coding region runs from base 163 to 2439 and encodes 758 amino acids. Gene Ontology annotation, biological process: regulation of interleukin-6 production; regulation of mitotic cell cycle; inflammatory response. Gene Ontology annotation, cellular component: cytosol. Gene Ontology annotation, molecular function: SH3 domain binding; SH2 domain binding. The record is from RefSeq and is a predicted model, not a curated record.